This is a messenger RNA of Rhizoctonia solani, 1686 nucleotides long. RefSeq names its product cytochrome P450 family protein. The record is from RefSeq and is a predicted model, not a curated record. The transcript has 9 exons. Gene Ontology annotation, molecular function: heme binding; iron ion binding; oxidoreductase activity, acting on paired donors, with incorporation or reduction of molecular oxygen. Bases 1 to 1686 code for a protein of 561 amino acids. NCBI's taxonomy places the organism in Eukaryota, Fungi, Basidiomycota, Agaricomycetes, Cantharellales, Ceratobasidiaceae.
AUGCCGUUGUCUUCACUUCCUACUUCUUACUAUCUUCUUGGAGGGGUUGUGGCCUUCGUUGGGUGGUACCUUGUGCCAUUCUUGUAUGAUCCCUUCCACCUUCGUCGAUCAACAAUCCCUGGCCCUAAGCUCGCAGCAAUCUCCAACCUGUGGUUGGCGUAUGUUUCGGCCAAAGGCCACCGCAGUACUUCUGUUCACGAACUUCACCAACGAUACGGAAAACUCGUUAGAAUUGCCCCCGAUCACGUCAGUAUUGCAGAUAGCAAGGCCGUCGAAACACUAUAUGCCCAUGGGAGUAAUGGGUCGCUCAAAUCAGACUUCUACGAUGCAUUUGUUAGCAUCAAUGAUGCAUUGUUCAGUACGAGAAAUAGGGCCGCGCACGCAAGAAAGCGAAAGCUAGUAUCGGCUGCUUUCUCACUCCAAAAUGUUCUUCAUUUCGAACCUCAUGUCCGUCGUCAUAUUCGGCUAUUUUUCGCACAAUGGGAUUUAAGGGCGGCAAAGGCCGCCAAGGGUAGCAUCGAAGGCGCUCGAAACGGAUGGUCAUUCUUUAACGUCCCCAGCCAUUUCAACUACUUGGCGUUCGAUAUUAUCGGCGAUCUCGCAUUCGGCAAGCCUUUCGGAAUGAUUCCAAACCAAUCGGACGUAGUGCCCAUGAUUGAUCACACCCCGGAAAACCUCGCAUUGGGGGAUAAAGCCAAGCUUCGUUAUGUUCCUGCGAUUUCGGUUCUCAAUGGCCGAGGAAACUAUUCCGCGAGCGUCGGUGUGCUUCCUGUCUGGAUCCGUGAGUGGGUCCGCGUUAUGCCCUGGUUUGCAAAAGGAAGCCAGGAUGUCCUGAGCUUGGCGGGAAUGGCUAGCGCAGCUGUUGAUCGACGAUUGAGGUUCGGAGUUCCCGAGGAAGAACCUCUUGAUGAUGAGGAAGAAGUAACGAGCGGAGGACGAACGGAUUUGUUGGAGAAACUUAUGCAAGGAAAGGAUGAACACGGAGAACCAAUGGGGAGAGACGAACUAACCGCCGAGGCAUUGACACAAAUGAUUGCCGGAAGCGACACCACUAGCAAUUCAUCUUGCGCCAUUACGUUCCAUCUUGCAGCAAACCCAGAUGUCCAGCGAAAGCUUCAGGCUGAGCUUGAUACGGUUAUGCCCAACAUUCGAACCUCUCAUCCGCCCACCGAUAUUAAGGAUCCCACAUCGCCACCACUUCCCCCUGCCGCAUCCGUCGCCAAAUGGGCGGAUAUUAAGGCUUUGCCGUACUUGCAAGCAGUAAUCAGCGAGGGCAUGCGACUCCAUAGUACAUUCGGACUCGGGCCACCGAGGAUUGUUCCCAAGGGUGGAUUGGAAAUCUGCGGCGAAAGGUUCAAGGAAGGUACAAUUCUGAGUGUCCCGUCAUACAGCCUCCACCAUAAUCGGGAACUCUGGGGCGAUGAUUAUGAGAGUUUCAAGCCGGAGAGAUGGUUUGGACGUGAGCCUGGAAAGGAGUACAACCCGUUCUCUUUUGGACCGAGAUCGUGCGUUGGAAGAAACUUGGCGACCCUGGAGAUGACGAUUAUUAUUGCUUCGAUAUUCCACCGAUACGAAUUUGUGCUCGACCACCCUGGACAAAAGCCGGGUAUUGUUGAAGGGCUACUUCGGAAGCCAAUGCAAUGUGUAUUGGGAAUGAGGCGGCGACCUGAAAGUUUGGCAGAAUAG